CCCACCCUUCUUUGUGCAGAAGUGCACAUGCGCAAUCUCGGCAACAUGGCACUCAAGUUAGCAGCUAACCUGUCCUUUCUGUUCAAGGAGCAACCACUUUUGGAGAGAUUUGAAGCUGCUUCCAGGAAUGGUUUCAACGGAGUUGAGUUUGGAGCUGAUGUCGUUUCAACUUCUUCAAAAGAGGAGCUGGUGAUGGCUAAGGAGAGAGCUGGGGUGGAGGUUGUGGGACUGUGUGGACCUAAUGGAGCCCCUGGAGAGUACGGGGUGGCAGCUGUGCCUGGGAGAGAGGAGGACUUCAAGACAUUCCUGAGCACUGCCAUUGAGUAUGCAGUGGCUCUCAAGUGUCCACGGGUGCAUAUGCUGACUGGGGCAGUUGAUCCUUCCAUUCGUGACAACGCUGAGCAGACAUUCAUUGCUAACUUGAAGCAUGCAGCUCAAGAGUGUGCAAAGCAUAACAUAACAGUCUUAAUCGAACCCAUCUCUGUGAUACCCAACUACUUCUUGACACACCAGCAACAGGCUGUUGAUAUUCUCAAGAAGGUUGACUACCCAAAUGUCAAGUUGGAGUUUGACGUCUUCCAUGCACAGAGAAUGGACGGCAAUCUCACUGAGUUUCUCAGGAGCCACCUUCAGUAUGUAGAUCACAUUCAGAUAAGCCAAGUGCCUGGAAGACACGAGCCAGAUGAAAAGGGGGAAGUUAAUUUUCCCUUCUUCAUCGAUGCCCUGCAGUCUAUGGGUUAUCAGGGGUGGUUGGCGUGCGAGUACAUUCCUGCCACAACAACCGAGGAGGGACUUCACUGGACCAAGAACUACAUCGGAAAAUGAAGACCAACUAUUGUUGAUGCCACUCUAUAAUAAUAUUGCAAGUAGUUUUGUGAGAGAUCAUGAUCACUGCAUGUACACAUUUAGAAUAAAUUAUAUAAAGGUGACCUGCAAAUCUGUACAAAUCAUAAUGAAUAAUGAUUUUUGCAUAUCA
Molecule: messenger RNA, 976 nt
Organism: Halichondria panicea
Lineage: Eukaryota; Metazoa; Porifera; Demospongiae; Suberitida; Halichondriidae
Product: putative hydroxypyruvate isomerase
Exons: 8
Coding region: 28-825 (265 amino acids)
Source: RefSeq, a predicted model, not a curated record